Drosophila persimilis is the source of this 1996-nucleotide messenger RNA. RefSeq names its product glycoprotein-N-acetylgalactosamine 3-beta-galactosyltransferase 1 (gene C1GalTA). Lineage: Eukaryota; Metazoa; Arthropoda; Insecta; Diptera; Drosophilidae. Bases 322 to 1494 code for a protein of 390 amino acids. Gene Ontology annotation, molecular function: N-acetylgalactosaminide beta-1,3-galactosyltransferase activity. The transcript is spliced from 4 exons. Gene Ontology annotation, cellular component: membrane. The record is from RefSeq and is a predicted model, not a curated record.
CGUCAGCGGGUAGAAAAUAAUAUUAAUUAAAUAUAUUAAGUGCCUCGAUUAAUACAAAUCGCAUGGAUGACAGGCCAAGCAAUUAGAUUGAAAACCGAAAAACGUGAGUGCCAUCAAAAGCAGCGGAGCGAACGAGUCCAAAAAGGACUGGAAGCGUCGUCCUGCGCGGGGCAAGCAUGUGAGAGGAUGUGCAAAAAAUCAAUUUAAGAUGUAAGAUAAAACCAAAGGGGAAAUAAAUCAACCAAAGAAGAAAGUACCCCAAAAGUGGAUUAACAAGAGAUCCACCACUACCCCCGAACCGAAUCCCAAAACUAAAGCCAAAUGACUGCCAAUAGUCUGCUAGGACGAUCCAUACUAAAUGAAGGACGUUCAAAUAAACGAUCUUUUGUCUCGCUGAUUGUGGGCCUCAUCGUGGGCUUCUGUCUGGCCGAGCUUUUCGUGUACUCCACGCCGGAACGUGGCGAGUUUAUGCCCUACGAUGGUCACCGGCAUGGCGAUGUCAACGAUGCCCAUCACAGUCAUGAUAUGAUGGAGCUGCAGGGACCGGAGCAGGAUGUGGGCACCCAUGAACAUGCUCAUGAGAAUGCCACCAUUGCGGAGAAGCUGUACAGCGAGGUGCGGGUACUGUGCUGGAUCAUGACCAAUCCGACGAACCACCAGAAGAAGGCGCGGCACGUGAAGCGCACGUGGGGGAAACGCUGCAAUAAGCUGAUCUUUAUGAGCUCCGCCAAGGAUGAGGAGCUGGAGGCUGUCGCUCUGCCCAUAGGCGAGGGCCGGAACAACUUGUGGGGCAAGACAAAGGAGGCGUACAAGUACAUCUAUGAGCACCACAUCAACGACGCCGACUGGUUCCUGAAGGCCGACGACGACACCUACACGAUAGUCGAGAAUAUGCGCUAUAUGCUGUAUCCGUACAACCCCGAGACCCCUGUCUAUUUUGGCUGCAAGUUCAAGCCGUAUGUAAAGCAGGGGUACAUGUCCGGUGGCGCCGGCUAUGUCCUCAGUCGCGAGGCAGUGCGUCGCUUCGUCGAGAAGGCCCUACCCGAUCCCAAAUUGUGCAAGCAAGAUAACACCGGUGCUGAGGAUGUAGAAAUAGGCAAGUGUCUGGAGAAUGUCAAGGUGCUGGCAGGAGACUCCCGCGAUGCCAAUGGACGGGGACGGUUCUUUCCUUUUGUUCCCGAGCACCAUUUGAUACCAGCGCACACAGAGAAGAAAUUUUGGUACUGGCAGUACAUCUACUACAAAACCGACGAGGGCUUGGAUUGCUGCUCGGACAAUGCCAUAUCCUUUCACUACGUCUCGCCAAAUCAAAUGUAUGUCCUGGACUAUCUGAUUUACCAUUUGCGGCCCUAUGGAAUCAUCAAUGCACCCGAAGCUCUGCCCGCAAAGCUGGGUGUGGGAGAGGUUAUGCCAGCUCCAAAAGAGCCAGUGACUGAAACGUCCAGCGAGAAGGUGUCAAAACGAUCCGCGGAAACUGAGACCAAGACACAGUAAAUGAUGAGAGGAUAGGAUGGCCCGCCCCCUGGAUGUAGAUAUAUAUCUGUUGUAUAUAACUCUAAGCUAUGCUAGCAUUGCCAUUACCAUAUCCAUUUCCAUUUAGUCUACAAGUAGAUUUGCCCUUCGCCUUAGUUAAAUUUUCCCUUGCGUUUCCAAUUGUACAAAAUACCAAAAUUAUAUAUAAUUAGCUAUUAUUUAGAGUCUGUUACUUUAGUUUCUAACUAAGUGUACUUUAUAUAUUAUAUAUAUAUUUGCGGAGCUAUUCUUCUUCACUUAGUUAUAAUUCGAUAUGAUAUCGCGGUUUGUGCCUAAAUAAUAUUGCGAUAUUACGGUAUUUCUCUUUGUUGUUUUGAAGAUAAGGCCAAAAAACGACUAUUUAGUUAUAUAUUUCGAUAUAUUACAAUAUCUUUCUUGUGAUUGAGAGGCAUUACGUAUUACCAUUUACAGUCUACUACUAGUUAUAAAUAAUAUUUAAUAAAACGAUAUUGUAUUAACAGAA